GUGAUUGACUUGUUUUAUUAGCUGCGAAGUGAUUUUUGGGCUUUAGCGCGUGCAGGAGCCUUGAUCGGUUUGGCGAGUGAUCCGAUUUUGAAUUUGCCCCUGUAAUACAUAAUUUACGACGGUCGGUGUGACAGGGACCUCGGCUGAAAUAGCCGGCACAGCUGCUUCGGAAACCAUCUGUGCCGCCGCCGCUCAUUGACAGCCCGGUUGUACUGCAGGUAUUUUCCUUCCUGGUGCACUGCUUCAGGCACACGAUGUGGUUGCGCACGAGGUGUACAGUGAGGAGGCAAUUCGGGUGACACCACCACCGCUGACACCCUUUCUCAACGGCAACCAGGAGGCAGGUGGCAGCGAAGCCGGUGACAUGGAACAGGUCACCCGCGUGCGCCUCGUCCAGUUCCAGAAGAACACUGAUGAGCCAAUGGGCAUCACCCUGAAGCUGGACGAGGACGGACGGUGUAUUGUGGCUCGCAUCAUGCAUGGUGGCAUGAUUCACAGGCAAGCCACUCUACAUGUCGGGGACGAAAUACGUGAAAUCAACGGCAUCAGCGUUGCCAACCAAACUGUGGAGAGUUUGCAGAGAAUGCUCAGGGAUGCACGGGGCAGCGUCACUUUCAAGAUUGUGCCCAGCUACCGCAGUGCCCCGCCACCGUGUGAGGUAAUCUUUCAGUACGCCUCCGAGCUGGGCCACAGGCUCGACUUUUGCACCACCGGUGAUGCCUCCUCCGCGUGCGCCUUGUGACGUGUGGCGCACUUAUUGUGACCGCAAGGAGAGCCGCUGCCCCUUUUUUUUCAUUAUGCUUAGACGGCACGCUGCCUUUCCUGUUUUGAUCGUAUCUAAAAACAGUGCCUUGGCUUUUUUAUAUGCAACUAGUGUGAGGUGUUCACCCCUUCAGAAGAAUCUACAUUCGGACGAGUUGGUACUGGUUUUGAACAUCUUUAUAGGGCAGCACAGACAACAACACAAAGAAAGAAACGACAUAGUGCUGUCCUGCUUUGUUUCUCUGCAUGCGUUGUCUUUGUUUUCGCUGCCCUUUCAAGAUUACCACUUAACAGCGAGGAAGCUAGACUAAGAUGAUAAGAAAGACGAAGAGGACAACAGCAUUGUCCUAUCUUAGCCUUCGUACCGUUUUAUUGUAAUGGUGCCUUAUCAACUAGUCCAACGGUUUAACGCGAAGCUCCUUCCUCAUGUGAUACGUGUCAGUCUAACUGUUUGAUUCCUGGAUAUCACUCGUUCAGGGACGGCAAUAAGCAAAGGGCUUUGGAGCAUUAGCUUCUAUGUUGUUUCUGUUGAAUGCAUGCUUUGUUGGUGCACAUGCUAGCUGCGGGAAGUUUGCAUGCGCAGAAAUGUCCUCGCCUCGUUAACACUUUUUAAAAUGAUGAGCAUGCACUUGUUGCUUAGUGAAUAGGGCUGUGAAAAAUGGCUUUGCCGUGCAUUGCCAUCAUUACGCUGGUGCUGCCGUCACAUGUUGCUUCUCGAGGUACUCUGAAGACACUCCGCCCACCCCCUGAUUCAUUUGUUUCUGUUCAAACUGAUACUUUUAACUGCAAUUUCUUCAAUGGCAAAUCAAAAUCAUACUUGCAUAUUUCUUUUUGACUCAUGUGCAGCUCAGUGAAGCAAAUGAUUGCAGAAAUUUCAGAACAGAGUGUAUUUGUAUUUGCACUUAAUGUGUGAAGCAGUAUCUGAUAAAUGGUUGGGGCUUCACUAAGGCCUUAGGAAUUGGUGUCAAUACUUAACGUUAGAUGCAUGUGCUUUGUUUGAUUAUUGGAUUGCAUGCUGUUGCAUUGGGUUUCCACAUGCAGAAAUCCAUUUACUAUUUUAUAGCCUCCAAGUUGUUGUAUAACAUAAGAGCUUAGCACAGAUCUAUUUUCUAUUGCAAGUGGAAGAAGUGAUGCAUGUUGGAGCUGUGCUUUACAUUGAACCCUGCACGAUUUUGUUCUCUCUUUUUAUGUGCUGUACUGUUUUGUUAUCCUAGAGAACAAGGCACCUUGUGUAGUUGUGCGGAACAGUAACAAGCCUUAGUUGCUAACCUAAUGUGGCAUAGCAGAGGCACUGUGGCUUGACUUUUCUUUUUUGGUUAACAUAAUUUUUUUGUGGCAUAUAAAAUUGGUGCACAAGAGUUCCGGUGAAUGUGCCGAAAGCCCACUUGGGCGCGUUAUUUCUCUGCGCUUUCUUUUCUUGUUUUUGAGGUCUCUCUCAGCUAAAUAGUUCUUUUUAAUAUUUAAUAUGCAAAAUUAAGUAGAGAGUAACUUAAUGCUGACUGCAGAGCAUGUUAGUUUAGCGGGAGCAGCACUGUUAGUGCAAACAUCUGGUGAGAACAUCUGACGCAAACUUUUACAAUCACCGAUAUCACCAACUUGGUGCCACAUUUUCUGUACAAAAAUGUCAACAGUGGCAGUCAUUGCCUUUUUUUCAUCCUCAAUUUACAACAGCCGCCAUUCUGGCAUUUGUUAUUUUUUGAUAGAAUGAUUGUAAACGGCAAUAACACUUUGAGUGCAUUAUGAUUGAUAGCAACGUGCUGUAAUCGGCACUGCUGCACCUUGAUUUUUAUUUCAUUUUAAUUCUGCACUGUUGCGU
Messenger RNA from Rhipicephalus sanguineus (brown dog tick), 2578 nucleotides. Its product is annotated as peripheral plasma membrane protein CASK-like. The coding region runs from base 365 to 742 and encodes 125 amino acids. The transcript has 5 exons. Gene Ontology annotation, cellular component: plasma membrane; cell-cell junction. Gene Ontology annotation, biological process: regulation of neurotransmitter secretion. The record is from RefSeq and is a predicted model, not a curated record. NCBI's taxonomy places the organism in Eukaryota, Metazoa, Arthropoda, Arachnida, Ixodida, Ixodidae. Gene Ontology annotation, molecular function: signaling receptor binding.